AUGUAUUACAGAGAUCUAAGACAAAACAAAGGAUCCAUCCUAAAGGCAUCGGUAGAGUACAUGAAGGAACUCAUCAACGACAAGGACACUAUGCAAAAGUUGGAGGAAAAUCAACAGGCCAUGAAUUCAAAAUUUCAAAAACUACUCGUCAGAAUAUUUCAACUGGAAUUAAAAAUGAAAUUAUAUGGUUUAUCUGAAGAUUUUGGCAACUUUAGAGUGAAGAAGAAGAAAAAACCCAGAAAACGAUUAUCCGAUAUAAAUGCAAUGGUUGAUGAUUUUAUCAUGCAAAGCACACCAAAAUCUUUUUCAAAGAAGAAGAAAAAAACUGGGUUUUCUCGCAUACGGAACAAAGGCGACGCCCCACAGAACGACAACGAAUACAAAGUAGCGGACGCAAAAGAAGGCUUACGAGAGCAUCUGAAUAAGAAGUUAUCUACAGAAGAACAUGCCAGACAAGGCACAAUGUUCGACGUUGCUUCGUCGAAGGAUAAAGGCCACAGAAAGCAGAAUGAAGUUAAUAUUCCACCUUCACAAUCAUUAGCUUAUGUUUGCGACGCACAAACCGAAAAAGCCAAUGCACAGAAUGACAAUGUCACCUCGCAGACGAUUGCUCUCAAUGAAGGAGAAGAAAUAAUGGAGUUGUCAACAGAGCAAUUCCACGUUUUGCUUAAUUUGUUUGAAAACCACCAGAACGGAAGUGAACAAAAUCUAAAUACCGCCGAUUGCUCGUCAAAUGCAGAGGACGUUUCUGCAAACGUGGAGUGCUUAUCACCAGUGACGUCAACAUGCAACAUGUUGGAAUCUUUACUCAGGAGGCCAAAAAUACUGUCUGGAAACGUAUCAGAGUCAAGUGGAUUGGAGGACUCCACUGAAAGCCAGAAGGGAUUGCGAUAA
Saccostrea cuccullata (small rock oyster) is the source of this 894-nucleotide messenger RNA. RefSeq lists its product as uncharacterized. The record is from RefSeq and is a predicted model, not a curated record. The transcript is spliced from 2 exons. NCBI's taxonomy places the organism in Eukaryota, Metazoa, Mollusca, Bivalvia, Ostreida, Ostreidae. The coding region runs from base 1 to 894 and encodes 297 amino acids.